Molecule: messenger RNA, 1132 nt
Organism: Cylicocyclus nassatus
Lineage: Eukaryota; Metazoa; Nematoda; Chromadorea; Rhabditida; Strongylidae
Source: the annotation of a GenBank genome assembly
GAACUUCAGUAUUUUAAGACCAUGUACUGCCGCCAUGAGUGAUUGUAAACAGUUCCCAUUUUUCACACUGCCAUGUGAUAUGCAAAUUGAAGUUUUGAAGAAGCUUCCUCUCAAUGAUAUACUCUCAGCUCGGCUUGGCAGUACAGCUUUGAAUAAUCUAGUCGAGCGUUAUCGUCUUUCACUACCCUAUAGAAGUUUUCCCGAUGUGCAAUUUCAUCCGGUGAUGAGUGAUAGCAAGCACAUGCAGUAUGAAGAGAAGACGUUUGCUAAGCGAUUUAUGAAAGGAGAAAUUGGCGGUUUGACUAUAUCUUAUAUGGAAAUCACCAACGAUUUUAUCGCUUCACUAGAACGAGCCAUAAAACGAUCUCGUAUCCGUGUCUACCGUCUGGGAUUGGAUUACUGUCGCAUUUCUGUAGAUGCUCAGUCAUUCUCGCACUUGCUGGAAGUUAUGGGAAUCUUUGAACUGUCCAUUGUUCACACUGUAACUGUCAGCAACACUUUUACGCUUGAUUUGGCGACCAAACCUAGCGUUAGGAGGCUGGAGCGGUUCGGAAUUCUUCUGCCUACUAAUAUCGAUGACGAGUAUAUUCUGGAAUCGAAGAAUGACUGGUUGGCAGUUUGCGGUACAAAUGUCACCGAAGCAGCAGUGAAUCGGUAUAUCAAGGAGUUUGUCGAAGGCAAGAGGACCUUCCAAUACUUGGCACUAGAGCUGCCGAACACCAUAGAUUCUGCUAACAUCCUGCUCGACAUUGACUUUUACCUAGAUAUCGAUAACAGUAUCCAUUUCUUGAAUAAGCAGGGCGAACGCAGAAGUUUGGGCAUUAGCGACAAAUGCAUCCAAAUUUACAGUGACAUGGCCAUCCACAUGAUUGAGCAGCAUAUGCAACAAACAAAAUAGAUAUAAUUCGUUGACAUUUGGAUGAGAUUCGAUUAUUUUGGCGUAUAAUGCGUAAAUCGUCGCUGUCUUUUGUAUAUAUAAUUAUUAUUAUGUAUAUGAUAUUAUGUUGGUUAUAAGCAUUGCUACCGUUGACGUUGAUUGAUUAUGAAUCAUACUGUAAUGUUAUAUUAUAAUAUCCACUUAUGUUGACUAUUAAACUAUUGAAAAUCGCGUUUGAUUUUCCGCUAUUUCCUG